UCACCGGUAGCCUAUCUGUGAUUGGUCCGUUCGGGCUGUGAGGCUAAGUGGGGCAAAGGUCGAGGCGGUAACCCUUGGCCAGCACCGUGGGGAAAGCGGCUGUCACUGCUCGGUACGCCGGACCCGCUCUCUGCUCUCAACAUGUCCGACAAGCCGCAGGUCGUCAGCCCAUUGAAGAACUUCUUCGCGGGGGGGUUCGGAGGAGUCUGCCUGGUGAUUGCAGGUCACCCGCUGGACACUAUCAAGGUUCGAAUACAGACCCAAACGAAACCGGCUCCGGGGGUACUUCCGUUAUAUUCUGGAACCUUUGACUGCUUUAAAAAAACACUAGUAAAUGAGGGCGUCAAAGGCCUCUACAGGGGAAUGGCGGCCCCCAUAGUCGGAGUGACUCCCAUGUUCGCAGUUUGCUUUUUCGGCUUUGGCCUCGGCAAAAAGCUCCAGCAAAAACAUCCAGAGGAAGUGCUAACGUAUCCCCAGCUGUUUGCCGCAGGGAUGUUGUCUGGAGUUUUUACAACCGCAAUCAUGGCGCCUGGUGAACGGAUUAAGUGCCUAUUACAGAUCCAGGCCGCCUCUGGAGAAGUGAAAUACGCUGGCCCCAUGGACUGCGCCAAAACUCUGUACCGAGAAGCCGGAAUUAGAGGAAUAUACAAAGGCACAGUGCUGACACUUAUGAGAGACGUCCCCGCCAGCGGAAUGUAUUUUAUGACCUACGAAUGGCUGAAAAAUAUCCUUACACCAGAGGGUCACAGUGUAAGCGAGAUGAGUGUUCCUAAAAUUCUCUUUGCUGGAGGAAUGGCUGGAAUCUUUAACUGGGCUGUUGCAAUUCCCCCAGACGUGCUAAAAUCCCGUUUCCAGACAGCUCCCGCAGGAAAAUAUCCGAAUGGGUUCCGUGAUGUUUUACGAGAGUUGAUCAGAGAGGAAGGAAUCGGAUCUCUGUAUAAAGGAUUUACAGCGGUCAUGCUUAGGGCUUUCCCUGCUAAUGCUGCAUGUUUCCUUGGAUUUGAAGUUGCCAUGAAAUUCUUAAACUGGAUGGCUCCGAACUUGUGAAAACACCAAAAUUAGGGGGGGAAAAAGCUGGGUUCUGUGCCCACCCAGCGAUCCUCUUUAUUGAAGAAACCAGCUGCCUUACUAGUGACCUGCGCCAGUCGGCCGCAUGUUCUACCUGAGCGACUCCAGAACUAUACACAUUCAUAAACUUGGAAAAAUGACUGUUUUGUAAUAUUCAGCGUGAAUGAAAUGAGCGGCUUGGUUUUUUUUUUUUUUUUUAUAGACUGCAAUGAAUUAGACCUCAAUUUACCAAGGCAUUUAUUUUUAUCUUGCGGAUCAGUAAGGCAAUGAUCCGGUGCUGACCUCCUGUCUUAACCACUUCUCGUAAUAAAACAACAGGGAUCGUAA
Messenger RNA from Pseudophryne corroboree (corroboree frog), 1395 nucleotides. RefSeq names its product solute carrier family 25 member 20 (gene SLC25A20). The transcript has 9 exons. The record is from RefSeq and is a predicted model, not a curated record. NCBI's taxonomy places the organism in Eukaryota, Metazoa, Chordata, Amphibia, Anura, Myobatrachidae. Gene Ontology annotation, molecular function: O-acyl-L-carnitine transmembrane transporter activity. Gene Ontology annotation, cellular component: mitochondrial envelope. Gene Ontology annotation, biological process: carnitine transmembrane transport; mitochondrial transport. Bases 142 to 1047 code for a protein of 301 amino acids.